UGACGUCUGACAAUCUUGUGCCCGCCCACUCGUCUCGUUCUCUUUCGCACCACUUCCCUCGACUCUUCCCCCGAUCUUGUCACUCAUUUCCUCACAUCUCCGACUUGUCUCAUACUCGCCAUGCCUCCCAGCAACAUGUCGCAGACCUCUUUCCCUCUGUCACACUCGAUCCUCACCUCUUCGCGGUCUACGGUCGACUCCGAUCAUGCCUUCCCUCGGCUAAAGGUCAGGUGCACCCCACGGGUGUCUCUUCCCACACUUGUUGCGCCACUGCAGCCAAAGCCCAAGCCUCUGGAGGAAACGAUCAAGGUCGUGGCCCAGCUCGGAGCCAAAAUUGUCCUCGCAUGGUCUGUCAAUACCGCAUCCCUUGGGACCGUAGAUGCUCUUCCCAACGGGGCACAGGAAGCCAUUGAGAGACACAUCGGGGGAUGGAUCAUCAAGGUAUGCGCAGAGUCGAUUGCUAUAUCCCACUUACGCGAGAAUCAAGCCCAUUUGGGCAUUGAGGAUGCGGCUUGGGAGCUCAAGGAGGAUGGGACUAAACGCUCGAAUUCUCUUCUUCUGAAGCCCAUCUCCGCCUCACCUUCCCGCUCUCCUACAACCACCUACCUCAUUCCAUCGGGCGAGCCGACAGCUGCGUUGGUUAAAGUGGAUCUCGCAUUCUGGUGGCACAUGCAGGGCAAACGAAAAGCAGAAGAGCUCGAUGGCGAUGACAGUCGCGACAAUCUUGUGGCGGACGCGGUUGAGGAGGCAUUGAAACCGAGCAACUCCAACAUCGUUGCGCAUGCCUCGGGCCAGCAUGCUGUCGAAGCUAUCAUGUUUGGGCAGAUCGCGGAAGUAAUGCCCGUGGUUUUGCGCCAACAGCUAUUACGGUUCGAACACGCUAGCCCCAGGCGCUGACUGCUAGUCGAUUCCCAUACGUGUUUGACGGCCCCUUCCUCGACGUGCGUGACACCGCACUUGAAGUUUCUGACAGGCAGUACCAGACGCACUGUCAGCUUCUCCCAUCACUCAUCACAGCCAUGAGGAGCUUCGCCUUCAACGCCGCCCGUCACCGCCCCGAAUUCAUCAUCCAAUGCGGCGGUAUCAUUAGCAGGAUGGAAGAGUCGAGGCAAAAUCUGCUCGAUGCGCAGGUCAAGGCCGUCGCGCUACUUCCAACAAGGAAGAAGCCUGCGAAGCGCAAGGUUCAGGGGCAGGACGAGCCUCAGGUGAAUGAAGACAUCCAAGAAUCC
Molecule: messenger RNA, 1229 nt
Organism: Cutaneotrichosporon oleaginosum
Lineage: Eukaryota; Fungi; Basidiomycota; Tremellomycetes; Trichosporonales; Trichosporonaceae
Source: RefSeq, a predicted model, not a curated record